Molecule: messenger RNA, 1356 nt
Organism: Aspergillus calidoustus
Lineage: Eukaryota; Fungi; Ascomycota; Eurotiomycetes; Eurotiales; Aspergillaceae
Source: the annotation of a GenBank genome assembly
AUGGCACGACGAACCCAUAGGAAAUCGCGGAAUGGCUGCCUCGAGUGUAAGCGGCGGCAUGUCAAGUGCGACGAGCGCCAGCCCAUCUGCUCCAACUGCAUCGCCUCGGAGCGCGUAUGCGAAUACGGCAGCCGCUUCCUCAGCGCAAAUCCUCGGUCUCCUUUUCCGGGAUCGGGAGCUCGAUCUCAAGCCCACGCUCAAACACAAGCGCACUCGGCGCCCACAACUCCAGGCUCCGGCGUCGGCAUCUCCCCGCAUCGCCAGCAGCGUCCCUCGCCCUCCUCGGCAUCUUCCAAUUUUUCCGACCAGCCCGUCAACAUGCUCCACGUCGAACUCUUCCACAACCUCUGCACCCGGACCCUCGAGACAUUCAACCCUACGCGGUCGAUCCCCUGGAUAGCUGAUAUUGUCAGCCAAUCAACCACAACACCCUACCUCGUCAACGAGCUCCUCGCGUUCAGCGCACUACAUAUGAGCACGACGCGGCCGCCCAUUCAACGGCCAUUCUACCGUUACCACGCGGCUCAACUUCAAACUCACGCGCUGGCCAUAUACAAGGAGAUGAAUCCCCCCGUCACGCACGAGACAUGCGUCCCGCUCUUCGUCUUUGCUGCCGUGUUGGGGAUCCAUAUGCUUUGCGACACGCUGAUUUACCGCGACGACAACGAAGAACAAGGGCGGCAUACGGGGGGGAACCAAGGCAGUAAUAAUGGCAGCCAGCCGCACGACUUCCGCGCCUUCCUCACCCGCUUCGUCCACUUCUUCCGGCUAUACCACGGCGUCCGCGCGAUCAUCGGCGAGGCGUGGCACUUCAUCCAGGAGACACCACUAGCCCCACACUUUAAGUACAACAUGGACCUGUACAAGCUCCUAGGCCGGCUUGGCCUGGGUCCCGGAUGCGCGAAACUCCUCGGCCUAGUCGAGCGCGCGAAUCUCGGCAACGACCUCACGAAGAUGUACAAGCAGGCCAUCGAGUCGCUGCAGACCUGCCUAAACGUCAUCGACGGCUCAACCUCAACCUCGACCCCACCAUCAUCAUCAUCAUCAACAACAUCAACAUCACCCGGAUCCGGCUCCCCCCGUCGCGAUCUCAUGCACCAACACAACGCCGCAAUAAACGGCGUAACGACAUGGCCGCUCCUGCUGGAUAUCGAGUUCGGGGAUCUGCUUGAGCAGGGACGGCCCGAGGCGUUGGUGAUCCUUGCGCAUUAUGGGAUGUUGCUCCAUCGGUUCCGGGACUCGUGGCUGUUUGGCGAUUCGGGGCGGUUCGUUGUGCAGGGGGUCAUGAGGUUCUUGGGGCAAGGGUGCGGGUGGGAGGAGUGGUUGGAGUGGCCGAAUGAGGUUGUUAGUCGUUGA